Molecule: messenger RNA, 5001 nt
Organism: Ahaetulla prasina
Lineage: Eukaryota; Metazoa; Chordata; Lepidosauria; Squamata; Colubridae
Gene: ANKS1B
Product: ankyrin repeat and sterile alpha motif domain containing 1B
Exons: 17
Coding region: 89-2623 (844 amino acids)
Cellular component (GO): cytosol
Molecular function (GO): protein binding
Source: RefSeq, a predicted model, not a curated record
CCUAUUAAUUCCUCAGCUAUAAUCUGACAGUCUUUUGGUUUCUAUUCUUCAGGUAUAGAAUCACAGGAAUCCAUAACAGAUACAGUAGAUGAAUAUGAAGCAGAAAACACUUCGUUGGUUGUAUUCAAGGAACGAUGAAACUGGGGAAGAGUUGCAUGCCCUUCUAAGUUUCCAUGAUGAAGAUUGUAACUGGGGAAUUCUGGGAGUUGAAAUCCACAAUCUUAAAAUUGCUGAGAAUAAUGCACCUCAAGUAGCAAUUACUGCACCAGGUACCGGUAACCAUAGAAACAGUUCAACAGGCCCAACACCUGACUGCUCUCCACCAUCACCAGAUACCGCACUGAAAAAUAUAGUAAAAGUUAUACGACCUCAGGCCAAGCAACGUACAUCAAUAGUAUCAGCUUUUGAAUUUAAUCGAUUAAAUCAGAGCCACGACUAUUUUGAAAUCAAUUCCUCUGUAAGAUACGCAAGCUUUAAUUCCAGCUCUCCAGUUAGUCCAGCCAACUGCUCCACUGUGUCUGUUGAGGACAGCAUUGAAGAAAAUAACAUACCAGGAACCCAGCAAACAUCCAUUGACAGCGAUCAUCUAGAAGCACACCCUUUUGAGCAGUUUGCUGGCCUUCUUCAUGGAUCAUCACCUGCUUGUGACCCACCAGAAAAUCCACUUCAGCUUUACAGAAAAAUUUGUCCAAAGGAUGAUUUGAAUCAGAAAAUUAGUUUGAACCUCACUAUUUUGAAUCCACAACAUUCUCUGCAAGAAAAUAACACUGUUCUUCUGGUUAAAAAGAAAAAACCACCAAUUUUAAAUAGAACUAUAUUCCCUUCUAAAAACAUUCUAGGAGAAGCUAACACCUUGACUGGUAUCACAAGAACUGGAGAUCAGUGGGUAGUUAAUGCUGCAGGAAUUAUAGAACGUGCUUGCACACUUGGACGAAUACGAUCUUUGCCAAAGACACUUCUUGACAUUCAUUUAUCCAAAUACAUUUCCAAAUCAGAUUCAAAUCUUGUUUCUUAUCCAUCUAAUGAUCACAAAGCAAGACAGAAUUGGAAUGAAUCUUCAGCUAUCCAAGAAACCUCUAGAAGAAAUUCUGAAAGAACACCAUCAUUUACUUCAGAAUGGGAAGAAAUUGAUAAAAUAAUGAGUUCCAUUGAUGCUGGUAUAACUACUGGACUUGAAGAGAUUAGUGAUGGUAUUGCAACACCCAGAUGCCCUGUCCAGACUGUGGGACAAUGGUUGGAAAAUAUUGGGCUACCUCAGUAUGAAAACCACUUGCUGGCCAAUGGAUUUGACAAUGUACAGUUUAUGGGAAGCAAUGUUAUGGAGGAUCAGGAUCUCUUGGAAAUUGGAAUACUUAAUUCUGGACACAGGCAAAGAAUUCUACAGGCAAUUCAGCUUCUUCCAAAGAUGAAACAGACAGGCAGUGAUGGCUACAACCCCACCUCUGUAGCAGAAUGGCUAGAUUCUCUAGAACUGGGAGAUUAUAUCAAGCCCUUUUUGAUAAAUGGCUAUACAUCAAUGGACCUUGUAAAGAAAAUAUGGGAUAUUGAAUUAAUUAACAUUUUAAAAAUCAGCUUGCUUGGCCAUAGAAAACGCAUUUUGGCCUCAUUGGGAGACAGACUUCACGAAGACCCACCUCAGAAACCACCACGUUCUAUCACCCUCAGGGAACCCAGUGGUAAUCACACUCCUCCCCAGUUGUCUCCUUCGCUCAGCCAAAGUACUUAUACUACUGGUGGUUCCCUGGAUAUACCACACAUUAUCAUGCAGGGAGAUGCAAGGAGAAGAAGAAAUGACAGCUAUUUUGACGAUAUUCCUCGGUCAAAACUGGAAAGACAAAUGGCUCAGUCGUCUGUCUGUGAAAUAUGGACCAACCAGAAUGCAGGAUAUCCUUACUCAGCAGUUCAUCAGGUUCAUAAUACUGGAGACUGGGGUGAACCAUCGAUUACAUUGAGGCCUCCUAAUGAAGCUACAGGAUCAACACCAGUACAAUACUGGCAGCAUCAUCCAGAGAAACUCAUUUUCCAGUCAUGUGAUUACAAAGCAUUUUAUUUAGGUUCUAUGCUGGUAAAAGAAUUAAGAGGUACAGAAUCUACACAAGAUGCCUGUGCAAAGAUGAGGAAGUCUACCGAACAAAUGAAGAAAGUUCCUACUAUUGUUCUAUCUGUCUCUUACAAAGGAGUAAAAUUUAUUGAUGCAACAAAUAAGAAUAUUAUUGCUGAACAUGAGAUUCGUAACAUUUCCUGUGCUGCACAAGACCCCGAGGACCUCUCAACAUUUGCUUAUAUUACAAAAGACUUGAAGACAAAUCACCAUUACUGUCAUGUGUUCACAGCCUUUGAUGUGAAUUUAGCCUAUGAAAUAAUCCUCACAUUGGGACAGGCAUUUGAAGUAGCUUAUCAACUGGCACUUCAGGCUCGAAAAGGAGGCCAUUCUUCAACACUUCCCGAAAGCUUUGAUAAUAAACCUACCAAGCCAAUCCCAAAACCACGUGUUAGCAUCCGAAAAUCUGUGCAGAUAGAUCCCACUGAACAAAAGACUCUUGCCAAUCUACCAUGGAUUGUAGAACCAGGACAAGAAGCUAAAAGAGGAAUUAAUACCAAGUAUGAAACCACAAUUUUCUGAUAAUGAACUGUUCAUCAUUUCUUGUUGUGCCUUGCACUCAAAGCAGUCACAGCACAGCCUUUCCAUGAUAAGCAACUCUUCAAUCUAACAGAGAGGAAGACUGCACUGAGUGGCCUUGAAACUAGCAAAAACAUAAAUAUAUAUAAAUAAAUAUAUAUAUAAAUAUAAAGGCUGCUGGUCAUUUCUGGUGAUUGUUCUUCCUGCAGCGUUGACAGAAGAAUGACAUGGGAUGAAGACUUUUCAAAGAGCCCCCAAGAGAAGUGGGGGAUAGUUUUCGUGCACGCAAUUUUUUUAGGACUUUGCCACAGUGCUUUCUUUGAUUUCAUAUUUUAAUGUUCUACUUUUACAAAGGUCUCUAACAUUAAUGCUGCUUAGUAAUACAAUGUUCAGUUAUAGUUGGGUUUCUUAUUUGGCAAAUUGAACAUUGAAAUAGACCCAGAUUAUUUAAUACAAUAUUUGAGAAAUUAUGAAAAUCCUAUAUAAUUUUUGUUUUAAUAUGUUUAAAAAAUAAUAGCAAGUUAUUAAUUUCCUUCAUUUGUUAGUUGCUGUUUUUUGUAAACUACAUGCCAUUUAAUCAUCUGGAGAAAAGAGAUUCUAUAUAGCAGUGUGUUAAGAUUGAUAAAUGGUUUUAAGAAGAGGAAUUAAUAAUAAUGCAUGAAAAUGCACCUUGUAUUAAAUAUUUUUGUGUGACAGAGGAAAAAUUAUAUGAAAAAGUGUGAAUAUUUAUGAUAAAGAAAAUCAUUAAUUAUGAAGAGAAUUUGGAUUUAAUUUGAAGUUAAACUGCUGCUGUACUGUUUGCAACAGUGGUAACAGUGGUGUCAUCUAUAAACUGGAUGCUUUGUACUUUGGAAGAGUAAAAUAAAAGCUGCCCAGCAAUUGCACUAAGGUACAUGCAACUGUACACAGUUUUUCAAGUUAUUAUAGCCAUGCAUUUAAGCUUAUCAAUGUUUCAAAGAUGGUUUUAAUCCAACUGGAAUUUUUAUUAAAUUUUCUGUCGCAGCUGAUUUUAAUGAAAAAGUUCAAUUCAAAAGAUUUUUUUCCUAAAUAAAGUUAAAAAAAAUCCAAAGUAAUACAUUGUUUCCACAAAAUAACCUGUUGAGCACUGGCUUAACAUGAAAUUUAAUGAGAUUUGCUUACAGUUUUGUUUCAAGUAUUUUAAUUUUUUAAUGUCUUCGUGGAGUAUUUGUACAAUAACAUUUAUGUAUAUUUCAGUGGAACUGAAUAAAUUAACAGUAAAAAUAUUGAUCAUAGGCGAAAAACAGCAUUUUAAAUGUAUAUUCUAUCCAGUCAAAUUGUGAAUCAUUUUGGACAUCAUUAUAGAGAUAUUUAUGAAUAGUGUGGUUGACUUCAAUGUUUUUUAUUAUUCUUUCCUAUCUAACUGAAAAUUCAGUUACACUCAAUGGAAUUUUUAGCAAAAUUGAUAAUGAAACUCGAUUUAAAACUGAAAAUUGUAUAUGGUUUAGUUGAUCCUAACAUAGCGCUGGAUGACAAAAAAACCUUUUAAUACAAUAUACUUGAACCAAUUAGUUCCUUGUAUAUAUUUUGCCUAUCAUUGUUGAUAUGUAUGUAGUAGGCUGAUAUUAAACAUUGAAAAUAGUACCCAAAGGAACAUUGUAUAGGAACAAGCAAAUAGUAGCCUCACUGCAACAAAUUCUUCUCUGUAAAUAUGCUUGGGCUUCCAGUUAUAAAUUUUGUAAUUUUGGUCAUUAUUUAUAUCCUUCAAAAGCACACAAAUUAAUAAAUUGAAAUUGUACAGUCAGCACUGGCUUUUUCACAAUUUAGUAAGGAUAAUAUUAAACAUCAGGCAUUCUGAAAUGACAAGGAGUAUGGAAAACAUAAUGGUCUAAUGGCCAGUGUAAUCUGAAAUUCAUAUUGUCUACUUUUAGUGCAAUAUGAUAAAAAACUAACAGUAAAAAGAGGCUUUUGUUUUUAGGAAUUUAUUCCGUUUCAGUAAAAAGCAAUGGAAGGACAUAAGUUAAAAUGGAAGAAGGAAUAAAGCUAGAAUAUGGCCUAUAUGUAUUUCUUUGGUUCACUUUUGAAGUAAAGUUAAUGAAAAAAUAUAUAGAUUUGGGAACAUAUUUCAAAUACAGGUAGUCCUCAACCUAUGACUAUUUGUUCAGCAACAUUCAAAGUUAUAACGGUGCUAGACAAAGGCGCUAGCUCUCCCAGCAUCUGCAUGGUCACAUCAUGAUCUAGUCUUUGGUAAUUGGUUUAUACUUGUGAACCAGGUUCCAACACCUGUAAUUACAAGUGCCUUUUAUUGUCAGCUUCCCCACAAACUUAGUUGGGAAGCUGACAGGAAAGGUUGCCUGUUGCUGGGUUAGUCUGCUCCACCUCUGCACUCUCCCCCAGUCCUUAUGGACUUCUGCCACGCCAGC